Molecule: messenger RNA, 1179 nt
Organism: Menidia menidia (Atlantic silverside)
Lineage: Eukaryota; Metazoa; Chordata; Actinopteri; Atheriniformes; Atherinopsidae
Source: the annotation of a GenBank genome assembly
UUGUCCCAUCUCGCACGCCGUACAAACGAGCAUCACGAGCCCUGGAGUGUGACAGUCGGUCGGAGAUCGUCAGAAACGGCCAGAGUCUCCACCAAAAUGUUGUGGUUUCUGGUGUUUUCGGUGUGGCUGCUCGCUGUGUGUGAAUCCACCGCCUGUCCGUGUGAGAGGCCGGAGCUCUGCGAGCCGAUCCGCCCGCAGAGGAGCUUCGAGGUGUUUGUGUUCGAUGUUGGUGGAAAGACGUGGAAAUCCUACAACUGGAGCAUGGUGACAACGGUGGCAGCGUUUGGAAAAUACGACGCCGAGCUCAUGUGUCACGCUCACUCCAAAGGGGCACGGGUAGUCCUCAAAGGUGAUGUUCCUCUCUCCUACAUUGUGGACCAAAGCAACAGGACGGCGUGGAUAAGAGAGAAGGUCGACCUGGCUAAGAGUCAGUUCAUGGAUGGGAUUAACAUCGAUAUCGAACAGGCGGUAGAAAAGGGCUCCCCAGAGUACCACGCCUUGUCAGAUCUGGUCAAGGAGACCACUGAGGCCUUCCACAGGGACAUCCCGGGCUCCCAGGUCUCUUUUGACGUCGCCUGGUCACCAAAAUGCGUGGACAAGCGCUGCUAUGAUUACGUCACCAUCGCCGAGUCCUGUGACCUGCUGUUUGUGAUGUCCUACGACGAGCAGAGUCAGAUCGCCGGGGACUGCAUCGCGAUGGCAAACGCGCCUCUCUCCCAGACGCUCAGAGCCUAUGACGACUAUUUAGACCUGAAGAUCGAUCCCAAGAAGCUGGUGAUGGGAGUGCCGUGGUACGGCUAUGACUACCCAUGUGUCAACCUCUCUCAGGAGGGCAUUUGCUAUAUCGAUAAAGUUCCUUUCCGUGGAGCUCCUUGCAGUGAUGCAGCUGGGCGUCAAAAGCCGUACAAGUGGAUCAUGAAACAGAUGAACAGCUCAUCUUCUGGCAGGAUGUGGGACGAUGAGCAGAAGGCUCCUUACUUCUAUUACAAGGACCAGAAAGGAGAGGUUCAUCAAGUCUGGUACGACGAUCCGCAGAGCAUUUGUCCCAAAGCGAACUCUGUGCGGGCCAAAGGACUGCGGGGCGUCGGCAUGUGGAACGGCAACAUCUUGGACUACGGAGACGAACCGGCUGCCAGGGAGCAGGCCGCUCUGAUGUGGAAUGCCCUGUUGGGAUGCUAG